This is a messenger RNA of Cajanus cajan (pigeon pea), 1824 nucleotides long. NCBI's taxonomy places the organism in Eukaryota, Viridiplantae, Streptophyta, Magnoliopsida, Fabales, Fabaceae. The record is from RefSeq and is a predicted model, not a curated record.
CUCAGCGGAGCUGACUGACCUAUAUGCUCUCUCUCUCUCUUCUUUGUUACAAUUUCUCUUCAAUUUUACUUCUUUAGCCUUUUCACGACUUCAUCCUUCUCAUGACUUCUUCAGUUACACGUUGUUCACUGGGCUUUUCUGUGUGUAUUGCAAAUAAGUAAACUCUUCUGUGCUGUCACUUCUUGUUUGAAUAGUCAGGUAGAACUAGAGCCACCUUCACAUUCAAAUUUUUAUCCUUUCUCAUAUUGGACAUACAAGGACAACUCUAGCUACUGUUCAACAAGGAAGUUAUUGCGAUGGCUAUGGACGUAAAAGGCAUAACUUGGAUUGGAAACAUAUUCCAGAAGUUUGAGGAUAUUUAUGUGGAGGUGGAAGAUGCAGUGUUUGAGAUGCAGACUGUUGGGGAAAGUGUUAAGAAGAUCUAUUCAGAAGUCAUGCAAGAUUUACUUCCUCUAACUUCAUGUCAUUUGGACGAAACAUCAGCCUCUGAGUUGCCUAUAGAUCAAUAUACUGAUGCUGGUCUCCCUAAGAAGUCAUUUCAAGGUUGCAAGAAAGUAACUAUAAAGGCUGAUACCAACCAAACAGCUGCUGAUUUAAAGAUCACUCAUGGUGUUGAUAAUGAUGUAGUCCAUGCUGAAUCCUGUGAUUCUGAUGCUAUGUUCAUGUCAAGUUCUUACAAUUCUGUCAAAGAGAAUACUUUUAUUUCACAUGCAAGACAAUAUGUUGGUAGCAUUGAGAUUAAAUCAGACCUUGACGGUGAUGAAAAUCAUCAAAAUAAAAAUAUGCCUGCAUCCAAGACAGUUAGUGAAAUUUCUUCAUCAUCAGAACUAGAUAAAUGCAGAACAUCACAAUCAUAUGAACUUUCCAGGCUAAAUCCAAAUCAUGCAGUCACUGUUUCAAAGUCAGCCUCUGCGAAAGUAGCAACAAUUACCUCUGUAGCUGACUGUUGCAAUGAAAUUGAAAAAGCAAGUACUGAAGAAAUCCCCGGUCUUCUGGUGUUGGCUGAAUCAGCUAAAGAGAAAGAGAUACCUAGGGUCACGAUGGUUAGAACAAUUCAGCCCAACAACUAUGCUUUUUCUUACCACAAAAUCCUUGUAUCUCAUCCAGAAAUUACAGAAACAUGGGGUUUGGAUGUGCCUAAGAUUGGCACUUGCAUAAAGCAAGGCCAUAAAACCAUGCAACUAGAUGAUGAGCAGAAGCUUGAGGAAACUUGUGUUUUGGUGACUAGAGAUGAACUUCAAGCAGUUCCCAAUGCAGGGAGCAAUCUAAUAACUAGCAAGAACAAGAAGUGGCAACCCUUUUCUUUAUCCAAGAAGGCUGCAAGAAGGCAAGAGUAUGAGAAGCUUGCAAUAUUUCAUGGGAGUAAUGAAAAAGGAAAGGGUGAUUGUGCAGAGAAUUCAUGUCCAACUUUUCAUGAUGAUCAUAAGAAAUUACCGCUUCCUGAUAUCUCUGAACCUGAGUGGGAGCUUCUCUAAUUACUAGGAUGAUUAUGAACAUGUUUAAAUACAAGUUAUAAGUGUUUUUGAGAGUUUUCCUACCGAAAAAAAUUCUUUACUUUCGAUAAAUAAACUUUCAAAAGUACUUAUAAGCUUGUAUGCAACCAGACUCCAAAUUGUGUAGAUACACAAGUAACACAACCAACCCUAUAAGAUUUUACAUCCACUUCUUAGUCCGUAUAAAGAAGAUUGAGAUGUUCUAUUGCAACAAUGAUUCAAUGCCCCCUCAAUACCCAUUAUGUUACCACAUUUACUUUUCUAUGAUAUCAAAUAUCCUAUUUUCAAAAUGCCCUCCUCCACCCUUUUUUCUCAGCUUGAAAAAAAAAAA